AUGGGGUGCACACGUGAUGCCUUCCUGGAUGCACUGGAGAACCUGACUGCAGACGAGUUCAAGAAGUUCAAGAUGAAGCUGCUUUCAGUGCCGCUGUGCGAAGGCUAUGCACGCAUCCCACGGGGGACGCUGCUGCCCAUGGAUGCUGUGGACCUCACCGACAAGCUCGUCAGCUACUAUCUGGAGGCGUACGGUGCCAACCUCACGGCGCUCAUGCUUCGCGACAUGGGCAUGCAGGAGGUGGUGGAGCAGCUGCAGGAGACCUUGGGCAAAGGGGAACUCACCUCCUCCACACUUGGCACAGAGGUCCAGACCACAGCCAAGCCAACACUGCACUUUGUGGACCAGCAUCGGGCAGCCCUCAUUGCGCGGGUCACAGACGUGGAUGGGGUGCUGGACGCCCUGUACGGGAAGGUCCUGACAGAGGAGCAGUACUGGGCAGUGUGGGCGGAGUGCACCAAUCCUACCAAGAUGAGGAAGCUCUUCAGCUUUGCUCCAGCCUGGAACCUGACCUGCAAGGAUCUGCUCCUCCGGGCCCUGAGGGACACCCAGACCUACCUGGUAGUCGACCUGAAGCAGAGCUGA
Balaenoptera acutorostrata (minke whale) is the source of this 585-nucleotide messenger RNA. RefSeq names its product apoptosis-associated speck-like protein containing a CARD. Gene Ontology annotation, biological process: innate immune response; regulation of apoptotic process; inflammatory response. The record is from RefSeq and is a predicted model, not a curated record. Lineage: Eukaryota; Metazoa; Chordata; Mammalia; Artiodactyla; Balaenopteridae. The transcript is spliced from 3 exons. Bases 1 to 585 code for a protein of 194 amino acids.